CUAUUUCUUACACAUUUCUCUGCCAGCUGAUUGUUUUGAUGCAUCUGACGCAUUAUUUCGAAAAAGAUCAGCCUCAAAAGCGAGACAUCUGUGUUAGUAUUUAAUGAAAGCAAUAAUUUAUAAUGAAUGUAUUAUGAGCGGACUUUGAUAUGAGCAUGCAACCCGGAGGUGUUUCUUACUCAGACAAACAAUUAGUUCUUCGAUAGCGGAGUUAUAAAAGUUGUUGAAAAUUUAAAUAUUUCCAGCUAUUGACCUCAUGCUGAGCAUUCGAAAUUGAGCAGAAUAAAGGGAGAGAACUGCUGAAUUUAGACUUUAUUUUAACUUUAUUAGUGACACAUUCUCAUGUGAUGUCAAACUUUGAUAGAUAGAUCAUAAAAAGCCUAAAAGUCUAAACAUCAGUGUAAAAUCUUGCCUUAUUACCAUAUUGGUUUUGCCAUUUGUAAUUCAGUAAUGAAAGGGGAAAUAACUCAAGAGCAACUUGGUUCGAAUAUUGUACUUGAAAACAUUGAAUACAUGGCAUAGAGGGCAUUAUUAUUAAAUAGAACAAAGGCCUACAUUGUGAGUGAAAAAUAGAUACAAGUACUGCUUGAUAUGAAUAUUUUUGAGGAAGUUUAUUACUUUGUCACCGGAUGAUGAUUCAUGGUUUAUACAAACAAUCAACUACAUGUAUAUCAAUGGACAAAGAGGACAGAUAACACCUACAUCAAGAUAGUUGUUAAAUUAUCUGACUAUCAUAGCGGGAUUAGAGAGUGAAUCAAGAAGUUAUUGUGACGUUUUAAAAAGGAUUGACCACAAAGGAUUCAUGGCUAAAUACAGUGAUUAAAAAGAAACUUGCUGUACAUAUAAUGCAAGCAUUAUUUCUCAAAUGUGUUGAUAAUGUGUCUCUGCAUUAUACUUAGGGCAGAUUUUGAAAUUUCUCUUGUAUAAUAUAGAGAACAAACACAUAUUAUGUGAAUGGAAAACAAGGGGAUGAUAUAAUAAUAAAGGAAGUUUAUAUAGAUCAGUAAUUUUAAGCUAGAUGAAGAUCUGCAAAUAGCUUGAAGAAAAACUACGCAAAUAUAUUUUCAAAAAGAGUCUUGUGAAUCCCUUGUAAUCAAAGUGAAAAAACUUGAGAAGUGUACAGCAUUUUAGGAAGAUAACUCUGUGUUUCAAGGAAUCAUCAAUAUUAAAAGGGAAAUAAUUUUGGAAUUGUACAACAUUCACAAAAGAUAACUCUGUGUUAAGCAGAAUCACGACUCUGUGAUAUCAGGAAACCAUUCCAGUCCACUAUAUUUAUUCCAUAGACUGUGUUUAUUAUGGCAAUGGGCACCAUGUUGUGUUUUAAUUGUUGCCUCACAGAACAGCCUCAGCCGAGGCGAAGACGUAUAGAUCGUAGCAUGAUUGGUGAGCCAAUGAAUUUCAGACAUACCACUCAUGUUGGUACAGGGGACAUAACCUCGCGUGGGUCUUCAAAUAGUUUGUCUAGUCUACAGGGUCAGAUGUCUUCAAAGGGAGACGACUUCAACCAAACUAGUUCCACUGCUAUUCACUUGAAUGUUAUUGACCUCCCUGUACGAAGAAAUAUAUAGCUAUGCAGAUGACAUGCAUUACAACCUGACAUGUUGAGUCAAAAGCAGUCAACAGGAUUUGUUUGUCUCAUAGAAAUUGUGUUCUGUUGUUAUAGAAUUUGGGUAAAAUACCGGUACUGUAACCAAACCAGAAAUCUUUCA
Messenger RNA from Dreissena polymorpha, 1709 nucleotides. Its product is annotated as CDC42 small effector protein 2-like. Gene Ontology annotation, cellular component: plasma membrane. Gene Ontology annotation, biological process: regulation of Rho protein signal transduction. The record is from RefSeq and is a predicted model, not a curated record. Bases 1296 to 1568 code for a protein of 90 amino acids. Lineage: Eukaryota; Metazoa; Mollusca; Bivalvia; Myida; Dreissenidae. Gene Ontology annotation, molecular function: small GTPase binding. The transcript has 5 exons.